CCUGGCAACUAUUCAAACACAGAAACCAAGCAACAAUCUUCUGUUCCCAUUCUCCAUUGGUGAGUUCACGAACACAAAUGUUGUCCUUAACACUACCUAUUCCUCUGCUGAAAACCCUAACUCCUCCUUCUCCAAACAUUAACAACCCCUCUCUCUCUUCCUAUUCUCAUUAUCAACCUCGUUCCCGUUCCCUAACACGGGGACUUAUAGUCCCCAAACACAGCUCCGCCACUGCUCCUCCGAGCGCGACGCUUCGGGACGACGGAACCUCACUCGCUGGAGAUUCACCGGAGCCGCUUCCGGAGGAGUUAGUGGCGGAGCUGAUGCCAAAGCACGUGGCGGUGAUUAUCGACGGACAUGGUAGGUGGGCCAAGUUGAGAGGGCUGCCGGCGUCCGCGGGGCACCAAGCGGGUGUGCAGCCACUGAGGACGGUGGUGAGGCUGUGUUGCAGUUGGGGAAUUCAGGUUCUCACGGUUUUCGUGUUAUCCACUGAGAACUGGUUUCGCCCCAAGGUGGAGGUUGACUCCUUGAUGAAGCUCUUUGAGACAACAAUAAACUCCUCAAUUGCGUGUAUGAAAAAGGAAGGAAUUCAAAUAUACGUGAUUGGGGAUUCAUCAAAACUUCCUGAGUCUCUAAGGAGUACUAUAGCUAAUGCAGAAAAGAAUACAAAACAUAACUCGAGACUCCAACUUAUUGUGGCAAUGAAUUACGGUGGGAAAUACGAUGUUGUUCAAGCAUGUAAAAGUGUAGCAAAAAAAGUCAAAGAUGGUCUUCUUCAUUUGGACAACAUCAAUGAAAAAAUUAUUGAAAAAGAAUUGGAAACUAAAUGUACUGAGUUUCCUUAUCCAGAUCUACUAAUACGAGCUGGUGGUGAGCUUAGAUUGAGCAACUUCUUGUUGUGGCAAUUGGCAUACACAGAAUUUUAUUUUAAUAAAACACCGUGGCCAGAUUUUGGAAAGGAAGAAUUUGUAGAUGCCUUAAGAUCAUUUCAGCAAAGACAAAGACACUAUGGUGGUGAACGACAUUCAUAAGCAUAUGUCUGUAAUAUAGUAUUAUCACUUAAUUAAUCUUUUAGGAUUAAGUGUAUAAUGGUUUUGGGAUUAUGUUUAAAUUAUUGGACCAAGCUAACCUACUAAUUAGUCGUGUGUUCAUUAUAACUGAGGUAUCUCACUUAAGGUUUUGCAUUGUUCAAUAUAGUGACAUCACUAUAUGCAGUGCUAACAAACUUUUGAUUAGUUUGUUGUUGACCUGGCUUUGUAACAAUGUUUUGAAGUAGGUUUAAUAUAUUAGCUUCUAAACUAAAUAAAUCGUAAUUA
Messenger RNA from Glycine soja, 1316 nucleotides. RefSeq names its product dehydrodolichyl diphosphate synthase 2-like. The coding region runs from base 78 to 1031 and encodes 317 amino acids. Gene Ontology annotation, cellular component: chloroplast stroma. The record is from RefSeq and is a predicted model, not a curated record. The transcript has 3 exons. NCBI's taxonomy places the organism in Eukaryota, Viridiplantae, Streptophyta, Magnoliopsida, Fabales, Fabaceae. Gene Ontology annotation, biological process: polyprenol biosynthetic process; plastid membrane organization; response to cold.